AUGGUGCCAAGUGAGGCUUCAUCGGCUACGUACAUGCUACGUACGCUAUUUUUUUAUGUCUCUGCUGGACAAACGAAAUGAGCAGCAAUGAAAUCUGUUUGCUUCUCGGAGCGACGGGUGUCGGAAAAACGCUGCUGCUGAAACGUCUUCAAAAGCUCAAUUUGCAUGGAUCAUGUGAACUGGGGGCACCUCCUUCUACUCUGCCUACAGUAGGAACCAACCUGACAGACCUCACACUGAAGAGGAAAAAGGUGACAGUGAGAGAGCUAGGAGGCUGCAUGGGCCCGAUAUGGCCGAGUUACUUUAAAGAUUGCUCCUCUGUCAUUUUCAUGGUGGACUCAUCCAACAUUGCACAGAUAUCCUCCUCCUGUAUCCAACUGCUGUCAGUACUCUCUGCUGAGCCUCUGCACAGUGCUUCUGUGCUUAUUCUCUUCAACAAGAGGGACAUGCCUUGCACUAUGAGUCUCGUAGAGGUAAAGUCACUGUUUCGAAUGGAUGACAUCAUUGCAUCUGCUACUCAGCCAAUCACAAUACUGGAACUCAGUGCCCGUUCUGGAGAGGGACUUCAGGAAGUGCUGAGCUGGCUGGAGUCUAUCACAGUCAAGUGAUCUAUCAUACAUUUGUUACUUGUAAAGUGAUGCUACUGUAAAAGGACCUUGAAUGAGGUCUCCAAGCCUUUUGGCAUGAAAUGUCAGAAUCCUCAGUGUGCAAAGACUGUUUAAACACAACUUGAGAGGAUAUAAUGUGCCUAGUGUGUGUCAGACCCUCAAAUCAAAAGUACAGUUGGAUUCAAUGAAACCGUGGCAGGACAUAACAGUAUGAAAAACAAUACUUCAUUUUUGGUAUCAUAUGAAUAUAGUGACUGCCCAUCAAAGGAAACAAUGUAUUAGUCAAAUCAUAGGAGGAUGGAAUGAUUGUAUGGUUAGGCACUUAACAGUUAUUUAUACUGUCAUGCUAAAAAAACGUAUUUCUCUCAAUUAAACAUACAGUAUUAAUUCAUUCAAUUUCUAUACCUUUUAUGCAGGAGAAAUUCUGGACUUAUCAACAGUCCAUUGCAGGGAUUCAUGACUGACUGUAGUGUGAUCAUUCAAUAUGUGAGUGUGACAGACAAAAGGCAAGACUCUCCAAGCCAUGAGACUUGCAUGUUUUCAUAACAUUGGAGGAAAUCUCAUGUUACACUAAGGAAGGUCAAGUCUCCAUCUGAAAUAAAAUAAGCUCUUCCACCUUUAUUGUAACAACCUAUGAAAUGUGAGUCACAAACAUUCAAAUGAAGCUUCCCUUGUCGGAGUGACUCCUGUAAUGCUACAUAGUAGUAAUAAGUUAUUGCGUGCAGGGGAUGUAACGUGAAUGACAAACUGUUAUUGUGUGCCUGUGUUGUGAUGAUUUCAUAUCAAAUGCAUUGAUAUCAGGGGAAAUGAGAAAAUACAAAACAAUAAAACCAACCGAAGAAAGAAGGAGUGUUCUAAUUACACCCUUGUAUUUGAUGAGUCAGUGGUUCACAAACAAUUAAUAAAACUCAUGAUUCAUACA
This is a messenger RNA of Thunnus maccoyii (southern bluefin tuna), 1530 nucleotides long. It is a transcript of the gene arl16, whose product is annotated as ADP-ribosylation factor-like 16. Lineage: Eukaryota; Metazoa; Chordata; Actinopteri; Scombriformes; Scombridae. Gene Ontology annotation, molecular function: GTP binding; GTPase activity. The transcript has 5 exons. The record is from RefSeq and is a predicted model, not a curated record. Bases 78 to 608 code for a protein of 176 amino acids.